Molecule: messenger RNA, 2426 nt
Organism: Medicago truncatula (barrel medic)
Lineage: Eukaryota; Viridiplantae; Streptophyta; Magnoliopsida; Fabales; Fabaceae
Product: subtilisin-like protease SBT4.14
Exons: 11
Coding region: 34-2280 (748 amino acids)
Biological process (GO): proteolysis
Molecular function (GO): serine-type endopeptidase activity
Source: RefSeq, a predicted model, not a curated record
AGAGUCUGUUUUUGGCAAUGUUAAAUUCCAAGAAUGUCACUUCUAAAUAUGGUUUUACAGAAACUGAUAAAAUCCUUUCCUUUUCUUUUGCUUCAAUUACUACUGAUCUUGCUAAGCAAUGCUUCAGUUGAUGGAGUUGAGAAAAAGAACUUUUACAUUGUUUUCUUUGGAGUUCAACCUGUAAAUAGAGACAUUGCACUUGAGACUCAAUUAAAUGUUCUAUCUUCUGUGAAGGGAAGUUAUCAUGAAGCCAAAGAGUCCAUUGUAUAUAGCUACACAAAGAGCUUCAAUGCAUUUGCUGCAAAACUGUCAGAAGAUGAAGUCAAUAAGUUAUCUGCCAUGGAUGAAGUACUUUUGGUGUUUAAAAAUCAAUACCGUAAGUUACACACAACAAGAUCAUGGAACUUCAUUGGUUUACCUCUGACUGCCAAGAGAAGAUUGAAAUUAGAACGCGACAUAGUUGUUGCUCUUUUGGACACAGGGAUCACGCCCGAGUCGAAAAGCUUCAAGGAUGAUGGUUUAGGUCCUCCACCAGCAAAAUGGAAAGGAACUUGUAAACACUAUGCUAAUUUCUCAGGCUGCAAUAACAAGAUCAUAGGAGCCAAAUACUUCAAAGCUGAUGGAAACCCUGACCCAGCCGACAUAUUAUCGCCCAUAGACGUUGAUGGUCAUGGUACUCAUACCGCAUCGACAGCUGCAGGUGAUUUAGUCCAAAAUGCAAAUCUCUUUGGAUUGGCUAAUGGAACUUCACGCGGCGCUGUGCCAUCGGCUAGGUUGGCAAUUUAUAAAGUCUGCUGGUCAUCAACUGGAUGUGCAGACAUGGACAUACUUGCCGCAUUUGAAGCGGCUAUACAUGAUGGUGUGGAUGUCAUAUCCAUUUCCAUAGGUGGAGGAAGUCCGGAUUAUGUUCAUGACUCUAUAUCAAUUGGCGCAUUUCAUGCCAUGAGGAAAGGUAUAAUCACUGUUGCAUCAGCUGGAAAUGAUGGUCCAAGUAUGGGAACUGUAACAAAUACUGCACCAUGGAUUGUGACUGCAGCAGCUAGUGGCAUUGACAGAGCCUUCAAGAGCACUGUACAAUUAGGAAGUGGAAAAAAUGUUUCUGGUGUAGGAAUUAGCUGUUUCGAUCCAAAACAAAACCGGUAUCCUAUUAUUAAUGGGAUUGAUGCCGCGAAAGACUCGAAAAGCAAGGAAGAUGCUAAAUUCUGCAACUCAGGCUCCUUACAAGCAAAUAAGGUGAAGGGAAAGCUUGUUUACUGCAUAGGAUCAUGGGGCACUGAAGCUACUGUAAAAGAAAUUGGAGGAAUUGGUAGUGUAAUAGAAUAUGACAAUUAUCCUGAUGUUGCUCAAAUUUCGAUAGCUCCUGCUGCUAUUGUCAAUCAUAGCAUAGGUGAAACUAUUACCAAUUAUAUCAAAUCUACAAGGUCACCAUCAGCAGUGAUAUACAAGAGCCAUGAAGAAAAAGUGCUAGCUCCAUUUACUGCUACAUUCUCAUCUAGAGGACCAAAUCCAGGAUCCAAACAUCUUCUCAAGCCUGACAUUGCAGCUCCAGGCAUUGACAUCUUGGCAUCUUAUACUCUUAGGAAAUCACUCACUGGUUUGGCAGGGGAUACACAAUUUUCAGAAUUUUCAAUAAUAUCCGGAACUUCCAUGGCAUGUCCUCAUGUCGCUGGUGUAGCAGCAUAUGUGAAGUCAUUUCAUCCCAAAUGGACUCCUGCUGCAAUCAGAUCUGCAAUUAUCACCACUGCCAAACCUAUGAGCAAAAGAAUUAACAAUGAAGCAGAAUUUGCCUUUGGUUCUGGUCAACUAAACCCAACAAGAGCUGUGAGUCCUGGUUUAAUCUACGACAUGGACGACCUUGGCUAUAUCCAAUUCCUAUGCCAUGAAGGUUACAAGGGUUCAAGUUUAUCAGCACUAAUUGGUUCUCCUAUAAAUUGCUCCUCUUUAAUUCCUGGACUUGGCUAUGAUGCUAUCAACUAUCCAACCAUGCAACUUAGCUUGGAAAGCAAGAAAGAGACACAAAUUGGAGUUUUUAGAAGAACAGUGACCAAUGUAGGUCCUGUUCCAAUUACCUACAAUGCUACUAUUAGAUCACCAAAAGGAGUUGAAAUCACAGUGAAGCCUAGUGUCCUUAGUUUUGAUAAAAAAAUGCAGAAGAGAAGCUUCAAAGUAAUUGUGAAAGUUAAAUCUAUUAUUACAAGUAUGGAGAUUCUAUCAGGUUCACUUAUAUGGAGAAGUCCACGUUACAUUGUAAGGAGUCCUAUAGUUAUUUACAAGCCAUAAGGUUGCAUUUUUAUAAGGCCCUUAAAACACUUUUUAUAAAUACUUGGAUGAAAUUAAAUUUCAAUGUACUUUUGUGAAAACUAUUUGCCCAUUCCUUGUAACAACUAUAUUAAUUUUAACACGUGAAUGUGUCCUUGUUGUGAGAA